Molecule: messenger RNA, 3877 nt
Organism: Athalia rosae (coleseed sawfly)
Lineage: Eukaryota; Metazoa; Arthropoda; Insecta; Hymenoptera; Athaliidae
Gene: orb
Product: cytoplasmic polyadenylation element-binding protein 1
Exons: 12
Coding region: 518-2749 (743 amino acids)
Biological process (GO): negative regulation of cytoplasmic translation
Cellular component (GO): nucleus; neuron projection; cytoplasm
Molecular function (GO): mRNA regulatory element binding translation repressor activity; translation factor activity, RNA binding; mRNA 3'-UTR binding
Source: RefSeq, a predicted model, not a curated record
GCAACGUGGAGAAGAAUGGGCGGUUACGUCUCCAUCGUUGCUGCUUCGUAAUUUCAGUCAAAAUAUAUGUAAUAUAAUAAACGAGCCAUAUAAAUAAUAUUUGUUGGACGGCUGAAAAAGUUGUUGAAUCGGUGAUAAUUAAUGUCAUUCAACGAAUAAGUCGCGCACCAACUCUAAAUAAAACCGAAUACCGGAUCAAAGUAAAAUAAUACUACGAAUAUUAAUAGUAGAUUAUCGUACGUACAGAUUACAUUAACUUAAAUAUUGAUAUAUUUCGUUGAAUCAGCACGUUCAUGUUUUGUUAGCAUAAAUUUCAUUUCGGUUAAACUACCGUACCGUUUUGUUUGUAAAUUUUUCGUUCUAAAUAGGAAAGGUGUCAUCGUAUAAUUUAUUCGUUCACUUCACCCUACCGGUCUCCCGUAAUUAUCACCUUCCAUUGGUGACUAGGACAAUCUCGCCUGUUUGUGUCUAAUAAAAUUAACAGGAAUUCGAAAGACCGCAGACCAGUCGUCGCACCAUGCCUACCCUUCUGCAACAGCUCGGACGAUCGUAUUACGCCGAAUGUGGAACCGGCUCGGAUUGUGACGCUCAAAGUCCAACUAAUCAUCACCCUACACAACAGCAGUCGCAGCAACAGCAACAGCAACAGCAACAACAACAACAACGGGAACGAGAGCAGCAACGGGAUCAGCGACGCGAUCGCGAUCGCGAACGGGAACGAGAACACCUUCAUCAACUGCAGUCGAUCACCAACUUGCUUUUGGAUCUUCCCUCCGCGUCUUCUUCCGGUUCCUAUGUUCCCAGUCGUGCACGCGAAGGAUCAUGUCAAAGGACUUCGGGGGGAUCCAUCACCGAUGGCGAUAUGUCGAUCUCGGAUUUAUUCGGGCUUGAAUUACCCCGGGGGUCAUUGAUGGGUGGAAGUAGCGGCAUAGCAGCCGGAAACGGAGGUGGUAGUGGUCAAACGGUGAUAGGAUCGCCCGGAGGAUACCGGAACCAUCACCAAUAUCACAGUAACACCCCAUCGCUAUCCGAUCACCCUACUCAUCACCUUCAUCAGUACGACGAUGGAUAUGGAUGUCCCCUAACGAGCACCUCGGUGGACACUCCAGGUUCUCCAAACUCAGUCACUACUCCAGGCAGUCCCGGCACACCUGGCAGUACUUAUUUCAAUCCGUAUACUUUUGUGUCUACUGGAAGCAACGGUACACAAUCCACACCUUUACCGAGCGGUCGUAAUAUGCAGCUACAACUCAUAGGGUCUCCAACAUCUCCGAUUCAUUCUCCGUAUUAUGGAAGAGCAAUACUUGGUUCUCCGUCUUACAGUGACUGCGGGAGCCCAACUCCAGAUUUCAACCCCAGGAUUGGAUGCAGCGUCUCUCGUUCAAAUUCUCCAGCGGAUUCUGAAACUAGUGGCAUCAGCAGUAUGGAUGAAUCUAUGUCCGAUAUUAUGUAUUGUUUGACUCUGAACUCUGGGUCUCAUCCUCGCCAUCCAGAAAAUGUAGGAUCUCUUAUAUCGCCUGAAGCAGAUCUGUUGUCUUCGAGCGGCAGAACAGCUAGCUUUCAACGAAUGACUAGCAAAAAGUACUUGCCACAACAGCAAUCUGUUCAUCAACACUCUCAUAAUCACAUUCGUAAUCAUCCAACCACGCCGAACCAGACCAAAAAUUAUAUGAGCUCAUUCUGGGACUUUGAAAAAAAUCCAACCACGCCGAACCAGAGCAGAAAUUAUUUGGGCUCAUUUUGGGAGUCUGAAAAAAAGAAUUCUUGCUUCGGAAUCAACAGUCAGAUCAUGAGUGUUAACCACUCUGUCCCCAAUACUUCAGAGCAGCACACUUCCUUAGAUCGAGCUGCAAGAUUUCACCGCAAUGCCGCUUCUCUUUACGACGCAACGUGCACCUGGAGUGGUUUAUUACCACAGCGCACUCAGGAUCCGCUUGGUUACUCCUCCAAAGUAUUUUUGGGUGGAGUUCCUUGGGAUAUCACAGAGUCCUUGUUGAUUUCCACUUUCAAACAAUUUGGUCAAAUUCGUAUUGAGUGGCCAGGCAAAGAGCCAUCCGCCACUCAACCCAAAGGAUACGUCUACAUCAUAUUUGAAUCCGAAAAACAGGUGAAAGCCCUGCUAGCAUCCUGUACGCAUGAUUUCACAAAUGGCGGUAGCUGGUACUACAAGAUAUCAUCCAAACGUACCAAGGGAAAGGAGGUUGAAGUAAUUCCUUGGGUUUUGAACGAUAGCAACUAUGUGAAGUCCUCUUCACAGAAAUUAGACCCACAAAAAACUGUGUUUGUCGGGGCUUUGCAUGGAAUGUUGACCGCAAAAGGGCUUGCCAAAAUUAUGAAUGAUCUUUUCGAAGAAGUAAUUUAUGCAGGUAUCGAUACGGACAAAUACAAAUAUCCGAUCGGAUCGGCUCGAGUAACUUUCAGCAGCACACGCUCUUACUUCAAAGCGAUAACCGCCGCCUUCAUAGAGAUAAAAACUGCAAAAUUUACAAAAAAGGUUCAAGUUGAACCUUAUCUGGAGGAUUCAUUGUGCUCAUCAUGUUUCGUUCAACAGGGACCGUACUUUUGUCGUGAACUGGUGUGUUUCAGAUACUUCUGUCGUAGCUGCUGGCAAUGGCAGCAUGCAAUGGAGUCAAUGAGACAUCACAAGCCACGAAUGCGCAGCACCAAGAACCACAGAGUGGUUGGCUUAUCUUCAGGUGCUGUCUUGAAUAACGUAGGAUCCCGUACAUCGAACAUUCUGACCAUUUAAUUACAGCCCAAUAACGUACUCAACUCCUACGUUUAAUUUUAUUUCCUCGGAUUUUUUUUUCCCCCUUUUUUCUCCUCCGGACUAAAGAUGUUUAUGCGGACAUUGUGCCGAUUAUUUUCAAAAAGGUGCAAAUUCAGUUUUACCUGUAGGGUCGCGGGCAGCUGGUCUGACCAAAAAUAGAGUCAGACGUUAGCUGGUUGGCAUAACGAUAAGUUCGUUCGUGUUAUUGUUAAUGAUGAAUAUUUGCAAUGAUCACCGUUGAAGUUCCUAUGUAGGUAAUAUACGAUGAGCACUGAUUUGUUCGUUGAAACAAAAGAUUUUUAUUUAGUAUGUUUAUUUAGAGACUGGUUCUCGUAUUACUAUUUUAACCAAGAGUAUGUAUCGAUGGUACGAUAUUGAUGUUAAGUUCUGUGAAAAUUAUGUUACUCUCCUGUUAAUUGAAAUGCGGGCCGAAAAAGCUUUUAGUGAUAAUAUUUUUACAAGAUACAAUGAUCAUGGUUCAACGUACUAUUAAUUAGUUUCAUAACUAAUUAACUUAUUAGCACAAUUGUUAAUUUCACAAAUCUUUAUAAAAUCACGAAAACUCUAUUAUGCGAUGUUAUGGUUAUUCGAUGAUUAUUUUAACAAGACUCGCAUCAUUAGACAGGCACCAACGCCGAUUACGCUGCUGAGCGACGAAACUCCAUAGCUAUAUUUUUGUUGCUAAAAUAUUUGUCAGCCAUGAUCGUAUCUGGAAUCGUAUAAUGCUAUGCUAUUUUUUGUUAACACCGAGGCCCGCACUCUAUUUUUCUAUCCGCAAUAAUUACUAUUGUUGUUGCCUUAUGGUAUAGUUUUACAUCAGAUUGUACAGUGUAGGGGUGAAACAGAAGUAAGCCCACUGUAGCUAUAACUUAUAAUGUUAAUCAAGUCGAAGCUAUUUGUCAGAGUUCACUGGACUGUUUAACUGUUGACGAAAUGGAAAAGUACAUGGUCUACGAUUCUGGAGCGGAUUGUAGUGAAUUAAUUCCGUUUUUAUUUUUUGUUACCUAGAUGUAUUGUUUUUUUUUUCUUUGCAAAAAGAUUUCACGCCAAUGUUUCUAAUGUUUUGAUAUGAUUUUGUUAAGCAUAUUAAAUUCAUUUUUCACAGAA